Setaria italica (foxtail millet) is the source of this 1080-nucleotide messenger RNA. RefSeq names its product dof zinc finger protein 1-like. The record is from RefSeq and is a predicted model, not a curated record. Bases 1 to 1080 code for a protein of 359 amino acids. Gene Ontology annotation, molecular function: DNA binding; DNA-binding transcription factor activity. The transcript has a single exon. Gene Ontology annotation, biological process: regulation of DNA-templated transcription. Lineage: Eukaryota; Viridiplantae; Streptophyta; Magnoliopsida; Poales; Poaceae.
AUGGCUCCUCAUCUGUCUGACACGCCAGCUGAAGCCUCAGCGAGCGCCGAUGAUGGAUCCGCAGGCGGCAGUUGCUGGGUCAAGCCGGGCUGCAUGAUGGAGCUCGCCAGGCUCGCGAAGAUCCCGCAGCCGGCGUCGGGGCUCAUGUGCCCGCGCUGCCGGUCCACCGAGACCAAGUUCUGCUACUACAACAACUACUCCCUCUCGCAGCCGCGGCACUUCUGCAAGACCUGCCGGCGGUACUGGACGCACGGCGGCGCGCUCCGGGACCUCCCCUUCUCCAGCAGCGUCCGCCGGCGCCGCCGCAACAAGCCGUCGAAUAAUAAGCAGACCUCAUCAAAGGUGGCCUGCUGCGGCGCUUUUUCCGGUAGUACAGGCAUGUCGCCGUCGUCAUCCCCAUCCUCAGGUGCCACCAUUUUUAGCGGUAGAGUGGCAACGGCGGCCACGGCCAUCCUGAAGCCGCUGGAGCAGCUGCUAAUAGGAGGUGCCGAACACCACAGAGCUGGCGCGUCGAGGCUAUGGUUUCCCGGGCACAGCUCACAGGAUCCCGUUCCCUUGGGCUAUCGCCAUCAGCUCGGCAAUAGCAGAGGCGCCGCCACCACCAUCAGGCUAGAGCACCAGCGCUACCUUCCGCAGAGGCAGCCGUUCUCUCUCUUGGGCUACAAAAAUGGCGGCACCGCACCUGCUACGUCUGCCAUUUGCCCGUUCAGUGAAGGAGCACGCGGCGCCGAGGCUGCUAGCUUCGCUGGACAGAUGCACGCAGCCAUCUCCAGGGCGCGCGGCUCGGCAGCGGUGACGACCACGGAACUGGCGUCAGAGAUGAUGGCGGGGAACCCACCAAUACCUUCAACGGAGAUGGGGACAUUGGCAAGCUCACCGGGAGAGUUCCUGGUGGGUGUGCAAGGAGACCACGACCUCUUCCAUUUCUUGGGUAGCGGCAGCUGGGCAUGUGGCUAUGGAAGCACUGCAGGCAACAACGGCAGCGGUGGAGGAAGCAGCUGCACGGCCGCUCCGGGCAGCGCCUGGCCGGACCCGUCAGGUUUCACCUCGUCGUCUUCUGGUAGGAGUACUAUACUGUGA